AUGCCUACAGCUGCAGUCUACCCACCAAGCAAUGUCAAUGAACUUCAAAGCAAACACUUGCCAAGGAAUGUCAAAUCAGCAUCUCAAGAACCAAACUGGUGUCCAGUAGCUACGACAGGGGAUAUCCCGAAGGAAAAUGGCCAACUCUUUGCUACCUCGCCUAAGGAAAGUCCUGGCAGGCAUACAGCACUGCAGAAGGAGAAUAAAGUGGCCCAGCCACCCAAAAAGACACUGCUAAAAAACAGUUUGCAAGCAGCUCACCCUACUUUACCACCUCUCGAGGAGAGACCCACAUUGGAUUUCAAGAGCGAGGGCUCUUCCUCUCAGAGCCUGGAUGAAGGCUUACUGGUGAGUGCGCACUACAUACCAGCUCAACAGCAAAGCCUGAAGCUUCAUAAAAGCACCAGAAGUGUCAAAAUUCUGAAGAGUUCUACUCUGAAACACAGGUCCCACCUGGCCAGCCUGCUGGAAAGCAACACGCCAGCCACACGGGAGAAAACCAAGCCCAUUGGCAAAAAGUGUCGGUUCCCCGAUGACUUGGAUACAAAUAAGAAGCUUAAAAAGCCCUCUGUGAGAGGGAAGAAAAGCAGCAGUUCACUGCUGGAGCCAAGCCACCCACGCAGGCAGACUGGCCUCCAUAAAUCUGUGGUCAGAUCUCAUGGACACGGCAGAGACGUAGUUGUGGCCAAACCGAAACACAAGCGAGGAGAUUAUCGCCGGUGGAAGUCAUCGGCAGAGAUUUCCUACGAGGAAGCCCUGAGAAGGGCAAGAAGAAACAGGAGAGACGCUGUCGGUGUCUAUCCGCAAGUUCCCUUGCCGUACGUCAGCCCUUAUGCUUACGUUGCUAGUGACUCUGAGUAUUCAGCAGAGUGCGAAUCCCUGUUCCAUUCCACCGUAGUGGACACCAGUGAAGAUGAACAGAGUAACUACACCACAAACUGCUUUGGGGACAGCGAGUCCAGCUUGAGCGAGGUGGAGUUUGUUGGGGAGAGCACAAGUACUAGUGACUCCGAUGAAAGCGGAGGGCUUAUUUGGUCUCAGUUUGUCCAGACUCUUCCUAUCCAAACGGUGGCCGCUCCGGAGCUGCACGAAAAUGCAGCCAAGGCCUUUGUCAAAAUCAAAGCCUCACAUAACCUCAAGAAGAAAAUCCUUCGCUUCCGCUCUGGCUCUCUCAAGCUGAUGACCACUGUGUAAUGAAAUGACUUGUCCACUUGGAACACCUCUGUUUCUACUUAGCGAAACAAGGUGCUUUCGUGUAAAUAUUUUCAUAGAUUGUUUUAAAAAUACAAAUAUUUAAAACAUAAGGUAAAUUAUGACACGGCUUCAAAACUUGGGUGGAUACUAGUGCCUUUUCAUGGAAAUAAAGACCAUUAUAAACCCCUGCCAUUUCAGUGGUGACCGUUUCAAGUGCAUAGUAUCAGAAGGCUUUGAAAAUAAUGUUCCCAAGAAUGGAUCUGCCUUGCCUAGUCUUUCCGACUCUGGGUCUUGUAAUAUCAGGAGAUCAA
This is a messenger RNA of Pelodiscus sinensis (Chinese soft-shelled turtle), 1505 nucleotides long. NCBI's taxonomy places the organism in Eukaryota, Metazoa, Chordata, Testudines, Trionychidae. The record is from RefSeq and is a predicted model, not a curated record.